AUGUCGAACCAGCAAGUGGGCCCGGUGUUCGAGCGCGUCAUUCAGGAAGUCUGCGAUGCUUCCCAGGUCGACUUUGAGGAGAGCGGCGUGGACCAGAAAACACUGCUCGAUUUGCGUGAGACCUGGCAACACAAGCUUUCUUCUCUAAAUGUCGCCCAUUUCCCCUGGGAUCCUACACCACAGCCUACCCCGCAAGCUCCUGUACUGCCGCCUCAAGCAACAGUUCCAUCAAAUGCCCCUCGUCCUCCUCCCGUCCAGCCACAACAUGUGGCCCCUCCUGUCUCUCUACAGCAAGCCCCUCCAGUUUCAGCUCCACUUCCGCUUCACGCACAAUCCCAAGUCGCUCCUAUGGGUGGACCUCGGAUCAAGACUGAGCCUGGCAUGAACGGGCCGCCUGGCCUGCCCAUGAAUCACCCAAUGCAAGUCCCUACUAAUCCACAAGCAGCCCGUGAUCGUGCCAUCAGUGCUAUGCAGCAGAAAUAUGGUGCUAAUGCGGCCAGUUCCGUCCACCAAAUGCAUCAGAUGCAAGCUCAGGCCCCAGGCCAGCAUGCCUACCAGCACAUGCAACAGACAAAUGGACAAAUGCCCCACAUCAAGCAGGAGUCUGGAUAUCCAACAAUGGGCCCUAGUCAAACUGACGGUGGUGGUGAUGACCCUAUGGCAGACUGGAAAGCCGAGGUCGCACGUCGCCGAGAGGCGGCCGAGAAGGGCUUCGGUGACCACAUGCUCCGCGAGCACCUCAAGUCACAGAUGCGUGGAUUGGAGGCCGGAGGUUUCCUCCGCCCUCUUAGUGAGCAUGACACUCCAGCUGUGCUGGCGCGACAUGCUGCCAUUGACGCACACCUCAAUCAUACACAGUCAGCAUCUGCUGCUCCCCGAAUCACCGGCCAGGUCGAUGGAGAAGAAGCAGAUGAAGAUGCCAUAAACUCUGACCUCGACGACCCUGAAGACCAGCUGGCAGAAGACGCAGAUAACGAUGAAUCUGAGGGCCAGGUCAUGCUUUGCACCUACGAUAAGGUUCAGCGUGUCAAGAACAAGUGGAAGUGCACUUUGAAGGAUGGCAUCCUGACCAGCGGAGGCAGGGAAUAUGUUUUCCACAAAGGCCAAGGCGAGUUUGAGUGGUAG
Messenger RNA from Penicillium odoratum, 1125 nucleotides. Its product is annotated as transcription initiation factor IIA large subunit. Gene Ontology annotation, cellular component: transcription factor TFIIA complex. Bases 1 to 1125 code for a protein of 374 amino acids. Gene Ontology annotation, biological process: transcription by RNA polymerase II; transcription initiation at RNA polymerase II promoter. The transcript is spliced from 4 exons. Lineage: Eukaryota; Fungi; Ascomycota; Eurotiomycetes; Eurotiales; Aspergillaceae. The record is from RefSeq and is a predicted model, not a curated record.